AGGUUUCAUUUCCUCCUUUCUCAGACUAAGGAGUUGGAUGAGGCGAUCUCUACAGUCCCUGCCAAUUGCCAUGUUUUGCUAUAAUACCUAGGUAGUUGUAAUAUUAUAUCCUAACAAUAAAAAAUGUGCUCAUUUCUGGACAAGCACAUUCCUUUAACCAGUUGGAGUCAGUAAAGCCAAUGGAAGACUGGACAGUGAAUCUGAACUUUCUCCGGGCACCUGGGUGCUCCCUGCAGGUUCUGCCUGGGAAAGGCGGCUCCCUCUCUGCUGGGAAAGGUUUCACUUUCGAGAUUGCAGCAAAUUUGCCGCCCGCCCGUCCCCGAUGAACACACGGCUGGAUUGGGACUGAUGACAACAGGGACGGUCAGCUGUCCUCAGAGUACACAAAGGGCAGAAUCAUGAGCUGGAGGCUGCUGUGUCAUAUCUCCUGCUUUCUGGGACUGUUGCCCUUUUGGAUACAGUGUACGUCUUCUGCCAACAGAUGUGCUGUUUGGCACGAAGUAGCUGACUGCAGUCAUCUGAAGUUGACUCAGAUACCUGAUGACCUCCCAGCAAACAUAACAGUGCUAAAUCUAACCCAUAAUCAACUCAGAAAAUUACCACCUGCCAAUUUUACAAGAUACAGUCAACUUACUAUCUUGGAUGCAGGAUUUAACUCCAUUUCAAAACUGGAGCCAGAAUUGUGCCAAAAACUUCCCUUGUUGGAAAUUUUGAACCUCCAACACAAUGAGCUAUAUCAACUUUCUGACAAAACCUUUAUCUUCUGCCGGAAUUUGACUGAACUCCAUCUUAGGUACAACUUAAUCCAUAAAAUUCAAAAUAAUCCCUUUAAAGACCUGAAGAAUUUAAUCAAAUUAGAUUUAUCUCACAAUGGCUUAUCAUCUACUAAAUUAGGAACUCAACUCCAACUGGAAAAUCUCCAAGAACUUUUAUUAUCAAAUAAUAAAAUUCAUGUACUAAAACGUGAAGAACUUGAUUUCCUUGGCAAUUCUUCUUUAAAAAAAUUAGAGUUGUCUUCAAAUCAAAUUAAAGAGUUUUCUCCAGGGUGUUUCCAUGCAAUUGGAAAAUUAUUUGGUCUCUCUCUGAACAAUGCCCAACUGGGCCCCAGUCUCACCGAGAACCUUUGUCAGGAAUUGUCAAACACAAGCAUUCAGACUCUCUCCCUGAGCAGCACCCAGCUGUACAGAACAAGCAACAUGACUUUCGCUGGACUAAAGCAGACGAACCUCACCGUGCUUGAUCUUUCCUAUAAUGGCUUAAAUGUGAUCGGCAAUGAUUCCUUUGCUUGGCUUCCACAUCUAGAAUAUCUCUUCCUGGAGUAUAAUAACAUAGUACAUUUGUCUUCUCGCUCCUUCUAUGGGCUUUUCAAUGUGAGAUACCUGAAUUUGAGACGCUCUUUUACUAAACAAAGCAAUUCCCUUGCUUUGUUUCCCAAGAUUGAUGAUUUUGCCUUUCAGUGGCUAACAUGUUUGGAGCAUCUUAACAUGGACGAUAACAACUUUCCAGGCAUAAAAAGCAAUAUGUUCAUGGGACUCACACAGCUGCGAUAUUUAAGUUUAUCCAACUCUUUCACCAGUUUGCAAACUUUAACAAAUAAAACAUUUGUAUCACUUGCUCAUUCUCCUUUACUAAUACUCAACCUAACAAAAAAUAAAAUCUCAAAAAUAGAGAGGGGUGCUUUUUCUUGGUUGGGCCACCUAAAGGUACUUGACCUCGGCAUUAAUGACAUUGGGCAGGAACUCACGGGCCAGGAAUGGAGAGGUCUAGAAAACAUUGUUGAAAUCUACCUUUCCUACAACAAAUACCUGCAACUGACUAGCAGCUCUUUUGCCCUGGUUCCAAGCCUUCAGCAACUGAUGCUCCGAAGGGUGGCCCUUAAAAACCUGGAUAGCUCCCCUUCACCUUUUCGCCCUCUUGCCAAUAUGACCAUCCUUGAUCUAAGCAACAACAACAUAGCCAACAUCAAUGAUGAACUGUUGGAGGGUCUGGACAGACUGGAAAUUCUGGAUUUGCAGCAUAACAACUUAGCCCGGCUCUGGAAACAAGCAAAUCCUGGUGGUCCUGUGAAUUUUCUAAAGGGUCUUUCUCACCUCCACAUCCUUAAUUUAGAGUCUAACGGCUUUGAUGAGAUCCCAGCAGAGGCCUUCAAGGACUUGCUUCAGUUAAAGAGCAUCAAUUUAGGGUUGAAUAAUUUAAACAUACUUCCACCAUCCAUCUUUGACAAUCAGGCAUCUCUAAAGUCGUUAAACCUUCAGAAGAAUCUCAUCACAUCAGUUGAGAAGGAUGUUUUUGGGCCAGCUUUCAGGAACCUGAGUAAUUUAGAUAUGCGCUUUAAUCCGUUUGAUUGCACGUGUGAAAGUAUUGCCUGGUUUGUUACCUGGCUCAAUGCUACCCAUACCAAUAUCUCUGAACUAUCAAGCCAUUACCUCUGCAAUACCCCGCCUCAAUAUCAUGGUUUUCCAGUGAUGCUUUUUGAUAUAUCACCCUGCAAAGACAGUGCCCCCUUCAAACUCCUUUUCAUAAUAAAUACCAGUAUCUUACUGAGUUUUAUUUUUAUUGUACUGUUCAUCCAUUUUGAAGGCUGGAGGAUAUCCUUCUACUGGAAUGUUUUAGUGCAUCGAGCUCUUGGUUUCAAAGAAAUGGAUAGACAGCCAGAGCAGUUUGACUAUGCGGCGUAUAUAAUUCAUGCCUAUGAAGAUAGGGACUGGGUCUGGGAGAACUUCUCCCCAAUGGAAGAACAAGAUCAAAGUCUCAGAUUUUGUCUGGAAGAAAGGGACUUCCAGGCAGGUGUCCUUGAACUUGAAGCAAUUGUUAACAGCAUCAAAAGGAGCAGAAAAACCAUUUUUGUUGUAACACAGCAUCUAUUAAAAGAUCCAUUAUGCAAAAGAUUCAAGGUGCACCAAGCAGUUCAAAAAGCUAUUGAACAAAACCUAGAUUCCAUUAUCUUGAUCUUUCUUGAGGAGAUUCCAGAUUAUAAACUGAACCAUGCACUCUGCUUGCGAAGAGGAAUGUUUAAAUCUCACUGCAUCUUGAACUGGCCAGUUCAGAAAGAACGGAAAAAUGCCUUUCAUCACACAUUGCAAGUAGCACUUGGGUCCAGAAAUUCAGUACAUUAGAUUUAUUUAAAAAUUAAACAAAGGAAUAACUUUCCUAAUUUAAAAAGUUUCAUGGUAAAUUUAAGUUUUACUUGGAAACAGUGUAAAUCCGUUUGUUUAUAUUUUAUAGGUGAGAGUAUUAGAUCACAGUUAUCUCUCUUCUAUGGAAAUAUAUCUCCUUAUUUCAGACUUUUUAUAACCAAUUGACUUAAUUCGACCCAAAAGAAACAUAUAGGAAUAUUCCCUAUUAAUGAAUAUACAUAAUUGGUUACUGAGGCCAAUGAAAACUUAAGAAAGUUUAAAAAUAUUCCUCAUUUAAGUAAGGUAAGAGUUAUGUGAGGGUUUGUAAUAGUUAUAUUUGGGUUUUUUAUGUACUCAGAAUAAAAAAUAAUUGUUUUAAUGGGC
This is a messenger RNA of Myotis daubentonii (Daubenton's bat), 3500 nucleotides long. It is a transcript of the gene TLR3, whose product is annotated as toll like receptor 3. Gene Ontology annotation, biological process: signal transduction. The record is from RefSeq and is a predicted model, not a curated record. Gene Ontology annotation, cellular component: plasma membrane. NCBI's taxonomy places the organism in Eukaryota, Metazoa, Chordata, Mammalia, Chiroptera, Vespertilionidae. Gene Ontology annotation, molecular function: protein binding; signaling receptor activity.